AUGGAUACUCACAAGCCGGACUUGAUGACUUCGACAGUUUGGAGCGUAACCUUUAAGCUUGCUGGGUGCCCCACGUUUCUGGAUGGGGUGGUCCGCAUUCUCUGGUUCGGGACUACGAUAAUCAUUAAGCAUCCCAACGUCGGGUGUAGGCUUCACUUCUUGCGAUGUGGACAUCUAGGUCACACCUUGUCACGCAGUGGCUCAACGGAGGAGCAACUGCGAGGACCAGGAUGUAUUGUUGUGAAGGAAGAGGCUUUCCGGGAGCUGGAAGAUUUGGCUAAGCCUUUUGGCAGUCUCGACGAAAUAUGCUCAGUGGCAGCUCAAAUGCUUCAAUUGCAGCAGAGAGAAGAAGCGGAGGCACAAGCAGCGGUGACGCCGACAGUAUCAUUAGACGGGCCGACGACAACACCGUCUCUACCACGGGAUGAAGUCUCAGUUACUAAUCGAGAGCAGACGAAGGAACAAGGCGAAAAGUUUGCUUAUCUCCACACUGAACCUACACCACGACCCGAACAGCCGGUGGAUCACGAAGCCACUACGAGGUAA
Messenger RNA from Peronospora matthiolae, 546 nucleotides. The record is from the annotation of a GenBank genome assembly. Lineage: Eukaryota; Oomycota; Peronosporomycetes; Peronosporales; Peronosporaceae.